This is a messenger RNA of Thalassophryne amazonica, 3490 nucleotides long. RefSeq names its product discoidin domain receptor tyrosine kinase 1 (gene ddr1). NCBI's taxonomy places the organism in Eukaryota, Metazoa, Chordata, Actinopteri, Batrachoidiformes, Batrachoididae. The coding region runs from base 34 to 3012 and encodes 992 amino acids. Gene Ontology annotation, biological process: protein phosphorylation; multicellular organism development; cell surface receptor protein tyrosine kinase signaling pathway. Gene Ontology annotation, molecular function: protein tyrosine kinase collagen receptor activity; collagen binding; ATP binding. Gene Ontology annotation, cellular component: membrane; signaling receptor complex. The record is from RefSeq and is a predicted model, not a curated record. The transcript has 19 exons.
UGCAGACAGGUAACCAGCUGUGUUGCUGCUGUCAUGGCUGUGCCAAUGCUACGGGUGUUGCCUAUCGCUGUGGUCACAGUCCUGGUGGUGCUGACAUCUUCUUUAGAGGAGCAUGAGUGGUGCUUUAAUGCAGCUCAGUGCCGUUACCCCCUCGGGAUGGAGGAUGGCACCAUCCCAGACUCUGACAUCACUGCUUCCAGUGCCUGGUCAGACUCGACUGAGGCCAAACAUGGAAGGUUGAGUACCGGUGAGGGGGAUGGAGCAUGGUGUCCAGCGGGAGCCGUCUUCCCCAGUGGAUCAGAAUACCUUCAGGUGGACUUGCACAAACUCCACUUCCUGGCUUUGGUAGGUACUCAGGGUCGUCAUGCCGACGGGCACGGUCAGGAGUUUGCCCGCAGUUAUCGGUUACGGUACUCUCGAGAUGGAGUGAAAUGGAUCACCUGGAAGGACCACUGGGGCCAGGAAGUGGUAUCGGGUAAUGAGAACACGUAUGAUGUGGUACUGAAGGACCUAGGCCCUCCCAUCGUGGCCCGGAUGGUGCGCUUCUACCCCCUGGCCGACCGUGUUAUGAGCGUUUGCCUGCGGGUGGAACUCUAUGGAUGUUUUUGGAAUGAUGGAUUAAAGGCUUACACAGCUCCCGUGGGUCAUGUCAUGCACCUAUCUGGCAUGCCCAUCUACCUGAAUGAUUCCACCUACGACGGCAGCACCGAGAAAGGGGUGCAGUUUGGAGGUCUCGGCCAGCUGUGUGAUGGUGUUCUGGGAGGAGACGACUUCAUAGAAACUAAAGAAAUGAGGGUGUGGCCUGGGUAUGACUACCUGGGCUGGAGCCGAGAAGCUCUUGGGCAAGGGAGCGUUGAUAUUGAAUUUCACUUUGAGAAACCCCGUGUCUUCCAUAAAAUGCAGGUGCAUGGUAACAACCGGCAUACUCAGGGCGUGCGGGUCUUCAGUAAGGUGGAGUGCCUGUUUAAACCAGGCAUCCUGCAGCAGUGGUCCUCCCCCGCCCUCACCUUGCCUGUGCCCCUGGAUGAUCUGAAGGACCCCUCCUCACGGAUCAUAACUCUGCCACUGGGCAAUCGGCCAGCUCAAAUCCUUCGCUGCAAGUUCUAUUUUGCUGACCGCUGGCUGCUGCUCAGUGAGGUAUCUUUCCUCUCUGAGCCAUUUGAGGAGGAGACAGGUUCAUUUCCUUACAAUCUUCCCACCAGUGGCUCACCUCCUCCUGUUAAUGGCACCUCCUCCUCUCCCACAUUCAGCUCUACCAACACCACCUCCAACCCUUCCAAAAUCUCCAUCACCGCCACCUUUCUGACGGACACCACUGAUAACUGGACGCUGUCAGGGCCUGAUUUUGCUGCUGUGACACCAAGGGCGGGGCUUCCUGUAGCUAAAGAUGACAGCAGCAACACUGCUAUUCUGAUUGGCUGCCUGGUGGGCAUCAUCCUCCUGCUGCUGGCUGUCAUAGCCGUCAUUCUGUGGAGGCAGUACUGGAAAAAGCUAUUAGGCAAGGCACAGGGUAGUCUGUCAAGCGACGAGCUGCGUGUCCACCUGUCGGUCCCCUCAGACAACGUGGUUAUCAACAACACGCACAGCUAUUCCAGCCGCUACCAACGCAUCCAUACUUUCCCCGAUGACCGUGACCAUGACAGGGAGGGAGAAGGAGAGUACCAAGAGCCCAGCGCUCUGCUACGCCCGCGGGAUCACAGAGACAGCACAGCCUUGCUGUUAAACAACCCAGCCUAUCACACGGUGCUGUCAGAUCAGAGAAAAGCCUCAAGGCCUGUAGUCGUCUCGAGCGGCACUCAGGAAAAGAGUCUCAAUGUGCCCCCGGGCUGCGGCUUAGACCUGGAUAUGGAGAAAGGUUUCCCUCUUGCCCAGGAGGAACCUCCUCCAUACCCAGGCUCUCCUCCUUACCCCUCCCUGUCUCCCCCGGUGUCUCCCCCCCUGCCACCCAGCGUGCCUCACUAUGCUGAAGCAGACAUUGUGAGCCUGCAGGGAGUCAGCGGUAACAACACCUACGCUGUGCCCGCUUUGGCCUCCUCCAGCCCUGGCGCUGAGGCCACCCCUCUGCCAGAGCUUCCACGCCAGUGUCUGAUUUUCAAAGAGAAACUGGGAGAGGGACAGUUUGGGGAGGUACACCUGUGUGAAAUUGAGAACCCUCAGGAUCUCCCGAACUUGGAGUUCCCCUUCAAUGUGAGAAAAGGUCGCCCUCUUCUGGUAGCAGUGAAGAUACUGCGGCCAGAUGCUUCCAAGAACGCCAGGAAUGACUUCCUGAAGGAGGUGAAGAUUUUGUCCCGCCUGAAGGAUCCAAACAUCAUCCGUCUGCUUGGUGUCUGUGUGAGCAGCGAUCCUCUCUGUAUGGUCACUGAGUACAUGGAAUGUGGAGACCUGAACCAGUACCUGUCCCACCGAGUGCUUCUGGACAAGACCGGACCCACACACAGCACACCGACCAUCAGUUACCCGGCUCUCAUCUCCAUGGCCAGCCAGAUCGCAUCAGGAAUGAAAUUUCUCUCCUCCCUCAAUUUCGUGCACCGGGAUCUGGCUACACGCAACUGUCUGGUUGGAGGUGAAAAGGGUGAGAGCGGUGGAGAGCAGGGUGGCGAGCGUCACAUCAAGAUAGCCGAUUUUGGGAUGAGCAGGAAUCUGUACGCUGGAGACUACUACAGGAUCCAAGGCAGAGCUGUGCUGCCGAUACGCUGGAUGGCGUGGGAGUGCAUACUCAUGGGUAAGUUCACUACAGCCAGUGACGUGUGGGCCUUUGGAGUUACUCUGUGGGAGAUGUUGAGCGUUUGUCAAGAGCAGCCGUACUCCAGCCUCACCGAUGAACAGGUUAUUGACAACGCCGGAGAAUUUUUCAGAGAUCAGGGCAGACAGGUGUACCUGAGCAGACCCGCUGUGUGCCCGCAGGGCCUAUAUGAGCUUAUGUUGAGCUGCUGGAACAGAGACUGCAAGCUCCGCCCAUCCUUCGCUUACAUCCACUCCUUCCUGACAGAGGACGCCAUGAACAUGGUGUGAAAAAUGGGUCCAAAGCCGUCAUGGAGAGGGCUGAUAUCUUGCGUGUCUGUGGUACAGUGUGAUGCUUCAAUCAGCGUGUCAGAGGCAGGGAGGCGGGAGCGGGUUACUCGCUUUUGUAUUUUCUACUUUUUGGGUGGAUGGGGCUGAAAGACCGCUGGAUCGGUUUUCAGUUCCACAUCAGAUCCCGAAGCCCAAACUAACUCAGGCUUUGCCUGUUGGAUAGAUUAGUUCUAACGACAUGCCAGCGUGGCUUUUCAAUGGUUGGUGGUGGGUGCUCUAUGUGUAGAAACUCUUCUCUCAUACCGUCAGCAUCCUAGAACAGAUUUGUGUGUAGAGUUAAUGUUGCCAGACGUUGCAUAGGUUAAAUACAAGCAAAUUAGGACUAUAGAGCUUCACAACUUUACCGAAUGCCCAAAGUGCUGCAUACGACACAUUUCUCUUAAGAGAUAACUGCACAGUGGUAGGUAAAGUAUGUAGA